AUGUGUUGGGCCAGCCCAACUGUCGGCAUAAAGUCUCUUUUAAUUCUACGAAUAAGUAGAUGUUCGAAGCAUUAUCCAUCCAAAGCAGGGGAAACUAUAUGGAUGAAUCCGAUUGAUUCAAUACCCUACCACUUGUACUUUGGAGAGUUGGCUUUACAUUCUUCCGGUUCGGUCACUCUCACAUUUUCUGCGAUCGCCAUUUUCCUGCUUGUGGAAAGAGUAAAAAGGAUGAAUUUGAUAUUAGAAGGAAAAGACGCAUCUGACUGGAAUUACAGAGGAGAGGGAGCUGUAAAUCUUGUCUUAGGUUACUGUGGAUCUUCGCCUGCUUUCGUGGCCCUAGAAGGUCCCAUUAACUACAAUUUUGGGGUUGGAAAAGUGUUGCGUGUGCAAAAAGUUCCAAGAAGUGAAUCUCAACAUACAACUAGCAAAUCCAUCUUGUCCAGGCACGAAUGUCUACUGUGGAAUGAUACACAAGAACUGGUGACUUGUUCGUCGAAGGAAAGUUUGGGGCAACUUUUUGCACUUCACGUGAUGAGCCCCUUGUUAGGCUCUGAACACGUCGAUGCUGGGAUUCGCGUCCUUGUGUCUGAGGAAUUCCUGGAGUCCAUAGAAAAGAAUGUUAUCAGUCAACGCCCUGCUUGGCGUGUUGAUGCUGCCAAGGUUAACACCCUCUGUGAUUCUGCACUUCUUAUCUCUGAUCAUUCAGUUUUUCACCACGGUAGUCUUAAAGAAGACCUCUGCAUAGCAGUAGAAAUUAAGCCCAAAUGUGGGUUUCUUCCAUCUUCAAGAUUCAUAGAUGAAAAAAAUGCUAUUAAGAAGAGUAUUACUCGUUAUAAGAUGCACCAGGUCCUGAAACUUCAUCAGAAAGAGAUAUCUCGGCUAAGUGAAUAUGACCCACUGGAUCUGUUUUCUGGAUCCAGAGAAAGAAUAAUUCAGGCUACCAGAGCACUUUUUGCGACUCCACAGAAUAAUUUUCGUAUAUUUUUUAAUCGGUCACUCAUUUAUGGUGGCUUGGGAGGUGGCAUGGAUGAUGCUGCAGUCAGCGACACUCGUGAAACAACUGAGGCAUUUGAAGAUUUGCUCAAGGGUGUGAUCCAAGCAGGCCAUGGCCUACGGUUAGCAAGCUUUCUAGAGCUUGUUGGAGAAGCGAUUUUCCAAUCAGGGGUACUAAGCCAGCUUUUGGAGGUUCAGAAGUUUGAUUCCUUUGACAUAGAAGGGGCAAUUCAUUCAUAUUACGAUAUCAUUUCUCAGCCUUGCAUGGCAUGCAAGAAUUUGGGCAAUGAUGAAAUCUUGCGUCGAUAUUCAUUCCUGCAUUCUCUUUCGUUGGAAGAAAGCCUGAAAAUUGUGAGGGAUUACUUGAUAGCUGCAACUGCCAAAGAUUGUAGUCUGAUGAUUAGCUUUAGACCUACAAAAGAUGGGGAUUCAACUUCUGAGUAUAGCUCUGUAUUCCUAGAAUCAACUAACCAAAACUUUGAUUAUAAGGCAUAUUUCAUUGACCUGGAUAUGAAACCUUUGAAAAGGAUGGUUUACUACUAUGAAUUGGACCAGAAGAUUGUGAAUCGCUACAUGCAGAUGAAGAACACAGACUGUAGCCCAUGCAAUCCCAUGAGCAUUUGAGAUGGUGAGAUUUUCCUAAGAUCAGGUUCCAUAAAAAUGAAAUGCAAUCUUAUGGGAUCCCCAUCUACCAGGAUCUUUACUUAUGGUUCCAGCGAACGAAUAAUCAUUGAUUCGUCUUUCUGGAAAACGCAUAAAAAGAGACCCGCCAACAGUCAAGUAAAUAGUGAACCUUUGAGUGAUGGGUAUUUAUAUUUUGGAUUACUUCCUUUCUUUCUUGUCUCCCAUAUAUUUAUUUCUUUAGUUAUUUACUAGAGAAAUUAUGAUAUGGAAGUCGAUCCGGGGCAAGUGUUUGAAUGUAUAAUGACAUAGCCAUGAUGCGCCCAACAGACCUUUAUAAUCUUAUAAAACCCCUUCGGGGCAUGAUUCCAAAAUGAUUUUUUGGUGCCGCCUAGUGUAUUCAUAUCUCAAUGUGUCAAGUGCCUAGAUGGUUCUACUUCAUAUCUUUCUUUUUGGUCUUUUUCUUUCCUCUUUUUUUUUUUUUUUGGUGGCUUGGAUGGUUCCUAGAGAUGUGAAUGUUUGUGGCUUUUGUCUCUCUUUUUCGAAGUCCUUGUAUUUUUUCUGUCCUUGAAUUGUCUCCCAUGCAAGAUGAAGUUGCAUAGUGACAAAUUUCAUUCUCAGCCAUUUUCUCUGCUUGGGGAUUUCUCAGGACGUUUUCAGUUUUUUUUUUUU
Molecule: messenger RNA, 2286 nt
Organism: Magnolia sinica
Lineage: Eukaryota; Viridiplantae; Streptophyta; Magnoliopsida; Magnoliales; Magnoliaceae
Product: inositol-pentakisphosphate 2-kinase IPK1
Exons: 10
Coding region: 1-1617 (538 amino acids)
Biological process (GO): inositol phosphate biosynthetic process
Cellular component (GO): nucleus
Molecular function (GO): ATP binding; inositol-1,3,4,5,6-pentakisphosphate 2-kinase activity
Source: RefSeq, a predicted model, not a curated record